Molecule: messenger RNA, 759 nt
Organism: Penicillium angulare
Lineage: Eukaryota; Fungi; Ascomycota; Eurotiomycetes; Eurotiales; Aspergillaceae
Product: cytochrome c oxidase assembly protein
Exons: 4
Coding region: 1-759 (252 amino acids)
Cellular component (GO): mitochondrial inner membrane
Molecular function (GO): copper ion binding
Source: RefSeq, a predicted model, not a curated record
AUGUUCUCCCGAUUAUUUCCCUCAUUGGGUCAUUGCAAGCUACCAGGGGGUGCUCAAUCUCGAGCUUUCUAUCUCCGAAGGGGCAUCUUAGAAGCGGACAAGCGAUAUUUCUCAAGAAAUGCCUUCUUGCAUCAAAAAGAGCAUGCCUCUGCUGCGCCAUUCAACACUCCCCAGUCGAAGGAGCGCAAUGCCUCUACUCUCUACUAUACAAUUAGUAUGAUUCUCGGGACCGUGGCUCUGGCCUACGGUUCUGUUCCCCUGUACAAAAUGAUCUGUCAACAAACUGGUUGGGGAGGCCAACCCAUCCUCACUCACCGCAACGGCGACGGCGACACAGCCGGCCGAGUAACUCCAGUCACCGACUCCCGCCGACUGCGCAUCACAUUCAAUGGCUCUGUCUCAGAUGUCCUUCCUUGGAAAUUCACACCGCAACAACGCGAAGUCCGAGUGCUACCGGGUGAAACCGCGCUGGCUUUCUACACAGCAACCAACAAGGGCCCCAAUGACAUUAUCGGAGUUGCAACAUACAGCGUGACGCCAGGACAGGUUGCGCCAUAUUUUAGCAAGAUCCAGUGUUUCUGCUUUGAGGAGCAGAAACUCAAUGCGGGCGAAACUGUUGACAUGCCCGUAUUCUUCUUCAUUGACCCAGACUUUGCUACGGAUCCGAAUAUGAAGGGGAUCGACACAAUUACCCUGUCUUAUACUUUCUUCAAGGCGAAAUAUGAUGAUAAUGGGGUGUUGAAGCCAAUUGCUUCAUGA